Brassica rapa (field mustard) is the source of this 3911-nucleotide messenger RNA. RefSeq lists its product as uncharacterized. The record is from RefSeq and is a predicted model, not a curated record. Lineage: Eukaryota; Viridiplantae; Streptophyta; Magnoliopsida; Brassicales; Brassicaceae.
ACAUCCUGGGUUGUUUCAGUCUUCGAAAAUCAGAUCCCAGCUCUUAAACUAUUCAGCAUAUCAGUAUUAUUAUUUUCUUACGUCAUCCGGAAAAAAAUAAAGUAAACACUAAUAGCGAGGAACACGAAGCCCAUAUCUAAACGCAGCUAGAAAAUCUGCUAGUAAUGUCACAUGAUUCACAUAUUUUUCCCCAAAUAAACUUUACCUGCUUCCAGAAAUUGAUUUGAGAUAAGAUUAUGCUAUUAAAAUACGGGUUAGGUGACAUGUUCAUAUUUAUUGUUGGUACUUGGAAUUAUAGUUCAAUCAGGAAUCGUUGAAAAGCUACUGCGACUACAAAGACAGCACAAGAUGACAAGAAGCAUGCAUAGUGGUUUUUGUAGACUGUUCUGGUUGUGUUUUUUUUUUUUUUUUCCAGCAAAAGUACUUAUCAUUCAAAAGAAACAUACAUGAUUCAAUACAUAAACCGGCGGAUGCAUGAACAAUCUCCAGACACAAAAGCCCACAUGAAGGCGGCAACUAGAACUCACACCGGGGCAUUUAUUAAAUAUGAUAAUGAUAUUACCGUUCAUUAAUUUUUAUCACAUGUAUUAAAGUGGUAACAGUCAUUUUCUCCUUUUCUUUUAAUAAAUCUAAGCUUUAGCUGCGGCCCGUCCUGAAACUGUAUAAGGAUGAAGCUUUAUGUACAGUUGAUAAGUUAGUUAUCUAAUUAAAUCUGUAAAAGUGCCAAGUUUUGUUUAAAAUAUAGUAUUUUAUUUGUAACACGAGUGAAUCAUUAUCCAACCAUACAAGUUCAUCAUCCAACCCAAUAUCAUUAUCUCCACAAAUAUGGGCCAGUGGGCCGGACAAAGAAGGUCCGAAGAUAAAAGGAAGAAAAAGCAUAACCGCUGAUUCAAAAAGCGUUCUAGCUGAAAUCAAGAUUAACCGCUCACUUUCCUUUGACGCUAAAGCAGGUACGUAUAAAACGUUCAAACCCAACAUAACCAAAGUAAAAAAGAAAACAAAAAAAAUAUCUACAAAAUUUUCACAAAAUAUAUUUUCAUCUCAAUCUGCAUUAGCAUUCAAUCCUCAAAAGAUGCAGGACCAACCAGCGAGAAGAAGGCCAAGACCUCGACCUCUUGAGACCUCUGGUGCUACAAUACUCGCCACGUCUCGCGUCGUUUACACAAGAACCAAGACUUCGAAGAAUCCAGCCUCUUUCCUUGUCCAGAAACUCUUCCAGCUCGUUCUCUUCUUCUCGUCCAUCACAACUCCCUUUCAUCGCCACCUUCUCGCCAUUCUCUCCGUAGCCGAUGAUCACAUCCUUGCGUUGCAAGAAACGGUCGAAACAUACUUCCCUUCUUCCACCUUCGCCUUCCUCAAGAUAUCCGACUUGCUGCUCGCAUCAGAGUCUCUCCCCGAGAAACUCGACGCGGUUCUUGAGAGGCUUCCAUGUUUGAUGAGCAGAGCCGCGUGGCUAGACUGGAUCCUGAUCCACGCCAUUUAUUGUCUUGAUUCUCUUGUGAACGUGUUGGGACGUUGGAGAGAUAAGAACAAGGGGGCGAAUGAGAAAGAGAUUACGGUGGAUAGGAGUUUUAGCAGAACAGGAUCAAACUAUGAAGAGGAGCAGGAAGAAGAGAAGAUGAAGUUAGGGGACGAUGAGGGAAAAAAAGUGACGUACAAGGAGGCGUUACAGAGAGGAAGCAGCGGAGAAGAUGGUGGAGGAAGCACAGGUCGUAGCAGCAGCAGUGGCGGCGGCGAUCCUAUUAUGGAAAUGUUUGAGAACGGUUGGAUCACGAAGCCCAUCAAAAGAAGUAGCAGAAGCGCUGAUUCGCUCACAUGCUCUCGUUCUGAUUCCUACGAAACCACUACAUGAGAUGUCUUUUUAACUCUUUGUCUUUUUUUUUCUUCUUCUGUAGCAAUAUAAGGAUGGUUGGUUACACAACAGCAACAACAACACAAACCAAUAAACUAUAUUGUCCUAGUCAACUUUUUGUAACUUUUUAUGUUGAUAUCUUUGUAAUUAUCAUAUUCUACCACAAUCUUUGUGUGUUUUGUAUAAAACAUAGAAACAUAAUAGGCUUGUAAGGAUGCUUUAAGGAGAGGCUUGUGUUGUUAUGUUAAUAUUGAUGUUCCGUCCACUGAGAUUGACACUAAAGAUGGUAUCACACCUUCUUGAAGCACCAUCUGGAUACAAGACUCUCUCUUCCACUGAAUAGAAUCAAAAGGCAUGAAACAGCUUGCUCUUGCUCUGUCGUGUCACCCAUGUCUAGCACAGUUGCUAGACUGCUGAUCAUGCCUUUUGUGAAUUGUGAUGAUACAGUUUCUGUAGAAAGAAGCGGAAGUAAUAGAAAAAAUAGAGAGAAUAGAACAAAAAUAAUCUAUAUAUUCACUUAACUAAAUUGUAAAAGAUGAUACAAAUAUACAGAAGGAGAAAAUAGUUGUUAACUACUAAAUGAGAUAUCUUCAUGAAAGAGAAAGAGAAAGAGAAUGAGAAUGAGAAUGAUCCAUUCUGUAUUUAUUUCAUUGGGUAGCUAUGCGAGACAGACUUCAAACAGCAGAUAGAAUGCAGCAUUGGAACGUCGCAAUCAACACAACUUGUGUUCUGUGCAAUGAAGAGCAGGAAUCCUGUUGCCAUUUGUUCUUUGAUUGUCGAUACUCGAGACAUAUAUGGAGAAGGCUGAUUGGAGGUCUCUUGCUUGCCGAUUUCACCACAGACUAGAAUGCGCUCAAACUGCUCGUGUCCAGGCCGAGACUCACCCCAACAAAGACUUUUAUCCUUCGGUAUGCUCUACAAGCGACAAUGCACACAAUCUGGAGAGAACGCAAUGCUAGAAGGCAUGGAGAACAUCCACAAGAUGCUAGCUGCUUGAUCAGGUUUGUGGACAAGACAAUGAGACUCAUGUUGCUUUCAGUGAAAGGAAAGGGCCAGAAAUAUCUUGAUGAAGGAUUGAGCACUUGGUUUGGGAUACAAGAAACAAAUGGAGGAGCUGGAUAAAUUCUUUUAUUUAUAGCAUUCUGCUGAUUCUUUAAAUAUAAAAAAAAACUAAUGCACUAGAUGUAAAUAAGAUUUUUUUGGUUUGAAUAAAUUUUACAUUCAUUCAAAAAAAAAAAAAGAGAAUGAGAAUGAUCCACAGUUAAGGGGAUCAUGGCAAAGAUCAAGUAGACCAAGUUGUCCUUGAAUAUGACUGCACACCUUAAACUUGGUGAAAAUGUCAGCAAAUUGAUCAGAAGUCUUAGUGUAAGUUGGAGAUAUGAUUCAAAAUUCCACCUUAACACGGAUAUGAUGGCAGUCAAUUUUACAAUUAAUGUACUUGAUUUGUUCAUGAAAGAUUUAAUUCAAGGUAAUGUAAAUAUCUAGAAACCCUUAAGAACCUAUGAUACAUAUGUAAAUUUUUGAUUGAGCAAUCUACAUAAUUAAUAAGACAAUUAUAACAAUAUUAAUAUUUUAACAUUAAGAACCUCAAACGGGUAUCAUACCGUUGAUGUUGCUCUAAGAAAGUCGGUGAUAGGUUGAUAAAAAAAAGUCGGUGAUAGAUGAGGUUUUGGUGCGAAAUCGGGAGAAAAUGUGCCCAUGCUUUAAAUGGACCCAAUUUUUUUUUUUAAUUUUUAAAUGGACCCAAUUAAACUCAGAAAUGAGUUUUUGCAUCAACAAUGGAAAAAGAGACAACAAGUCAUUAAUAUUGAGACUGGGAAUCCAAAUACAUUUUCGUUCUUUUUGUUUGUCGAGGUGGUUACAUAUAGUUAACGAUCAUGAGCUAGGUAAAUGAUAGUUAUAAAUAAGAGAAAAAAGAAAACAUGAAAUAUCUGAUAACAUAUUAUUUGAUACAGCUUUAACUUAUAAAGAAAUCUCUAAAUACCUAGAGAUUAUCGUCGGACUGAUUUCGCAACAACAUUACUUUCAAUCAACUAAUUAUUCUUCAUAACAAGUAUAA